Closterium sp. NIES-65 is the source of this 2370-nucleotide messenger RNA. The record is from the annotation of a GenBank genome assembly. Lineage: Eukaryota; Viridiplantae; Streptophyta; Zygnematophyceae; Desmidiales; Closteriaceae.
AUGAGGGCCAGCAACUGGGGGAGUUGUGAGGGGCGUUGGAGGAAAGAGCGAAGGGAGAGCGAUGGGAUGGGAGAGCGAGUGGCAGAGGGAAGGAAUCAGGGAGGAUGGGAAACGCAGGAUGGUCGUGAACGGGGGCCUGCAAGUGGGGGAGAAGAGAAGGGAGAACGAGGGGAAAGGGGAGGCGUGAGGGAAGAUGGGCAAGCAGGAUCCGCUGAGACACAGGAGGUCGAGGGCCUGCAGGAUGGUGGGGGCGAGAGGAGAGUAAGAGGGAGGGGAGGGCGGGAGGGUGUCAGGGAGAGUGGGGAAGCAGGAUCCGCUGAGACACAGGAGGUCGAGCCGUCUUCCUCUGCACUCAGCCGUCUUCCUCUGCACUCAGCCCUCUUCCUCUGCACUCAGCCCUCUUCCUCCGCACUCAGCCCUCUUCCUCUGCACUCUGCCCUCUUCCUACGCACUCAGCCCUCUUCCUCUGCACUCAGCCCUCAUCCUCCGCACUCAGCCCUCUUCCUCUGCACUCAGCCCUCUUCCUCUGCACUCAGCUCUCUUCCUCUGGACUCAGCCCUCUUCCUCUGCACUCAGCCCACUUCCUCUGCACUCUGCCCUCUUCCUCUGCCCUCUGCCCUCUUCCUCUGCACUCAGCCCUCUUCCUCUGCACUCAGGCCUCUUCCUCUGCACUCAGCCCUCUUCCUCUGCACUCUGCCCUCUUCCUCUGCACUCAGCCCUCUUCCUCUGCACUCAGCCCUCUUCCUCUGCACUCAGCCCUCUUCCUCUGCACUCAGCCGUCUUCCUCUGCACUCAGCCCUCUUCCUCUGCACUCAGCCCUCUUCCUCUGCACUCAGCCGUCUUCCUCUGCACUCAGUCCUCUUCCUCUGCACUCAGCCCUCAUCCUCCGCACUCAGCCCUCUUCCUCUGCACUCUGCCCUCUUCCUCCGCACUCUGCCCUCUUCCUCCGCACUCAGCCCUCAUCCUCCGCACUCAGCCCUCUUCCUCUGCACUCAGGCCUCUUCCUCUGCACUCAGCCCUCUUCCUCUGCACUCAGCCCUCUUCCUCUGCCCUCUGCCCUCUUCCUCUGCACUCAGCCCUCUUCCUCUGCACUCAGUCCUCUUCCUCUGCACUCAGCCCUCAUCCUCCGCACUCAGCCCUCUUCCUCUGCACUCUGCCCUCUUCCUCCGCACUCUGCCCUCUUCCUCCGCACUCAGCCCUCAUCCUCCGCACUCAGCCCUCUUCCUCUGCACUCAGCCCUCUUCCUCUGCACUCAGCCCUCUUCCUCUGGACUCAGCCCUCUUCCUCUGCACUCAGCCCUCUUCCUCUGCACUCAGCCCUCUUCCUCUGCCCUCUGCCCUCUUCCUCUGCACUCAGCCCUCUUCCUCUGCACUCAGGCCUCUUCCUCUGCACUCAGCCCUCUUCCUCUGCACUCUGCCCUCUCCCUCUGCACUCUGCCCUCUUCCUCUGCACUCAGGCCUCUUCCUCUGCACUCAGCCCUCUUCCUCUGCACUCUGCCCUCUUCCUCUGCACUCUGCCCUCUUCCUCUGCACUCAGCCCUCUUCCUCUGCACUCAGCCCUCUUCCUCUGCACUCAGACCUCUUCCUCUGCACUCAGCCCUCUUCCUCUGCACUCAGCCCUCUUCCUCUGCACUCAGCCCUCUUCCUCUGCACUCAGCCCUCUUCCUCUGCCCUCUGCCCUCUUCCUCUGCACUCAGCCCUCUUCCUCUGCACUCUGCCCUCUUCCUCUGCACUCUGCCCUCUUCCUCUGCCCUCUGCCCUCUUCCUCUGCACUCAGGCCUCUUCCUCUGCACUCAGCCCUCUUCCUCUGCACUCUGCCCUCUUCCUCUGCACUCUGCCCUCUUCCUCUGCACUCAGCCCUCUUCCUCUGCAUUCAGCCCUCUUCCUCUGCACUCAGCCCUCUUCCUCUGCACUCAGCCCUCUUCCUCUGCACUCAGCCCUCUUCCUCUGCACUCAGCCCUCUUCCUCGGCACUCAGCCCUCUUCCUCUGCAUUCAGGCCUCUUCCUCGGCACUCAGCCCUCUUCCUCUGCCCUCUGCCCUCUUACUCUGCACUCUGCCCUCUUCCUCUGCACUCAGCCCUCUUCCUCUGCACUCAGCCCUCUUCCUCUGCACUCAGCCCUCUUCCUCUGCACUCAGCCCUCUUCCUCUGCCCUCUGCCCUCUUCCUCUGCACUCAGCCCUCUUCCUCUGCACUCAGCCCUCUUCCUCUGCACUCAGCCCUCUUCCUCUGCACUCAGCCCUCUUCCUCUGCACUCAGCCCUCUUCCUCAGCCCUCUGCCCUCUUCCUCUGCCCUCUGCCCUCUUCCUCUGCACUCAGCCCUCUUCCUCUGCCCUCUGCCCUCUUCCUCUGCCCUCUGCCCUCUUCCUCUAA